CCGGCGGAUUUCCUUACAGCACGCAAGCCCGUGGGGGGAUGGACAUCCACUACGUGAACUAAAUUGUAACGAAAAACAAUUCGCGACAACUCGUCACUGUUGCGCGCAGCACCGCGCCAUUUAUUCGCGAGUUACUCAGUCGGCACGACCGACCAACCGCGAUCGCUUCGGAACUUUAAAGAAAGAAUCCUAAUACGUUCCAAUGUGUUCGACGACUCCAAUGUAGCUGUAUGAACAAAAAAGCCUUGACGUCUCUUAUUGUGCGAAUUUAUCUUCACGUCCAUGUGCCGAACGGUAACGCAUCCUCUAUAAAAGUGAGAAGAAGACAUAAAAACAUAAAGUCGUGAUAAUCAGGCACUGAACGAACCGAGAAAACUUAUAGAAGAUAAAGAUUCGAAUGGAUCGGUGAUUCCAUGAAAUAUAUGAGAGAUUCAAGUGUUCGUCGCAACGUCCAACGUCUCGGAAACGCGGGAGGUCCGAAACAAAUGGUGAACGAUCCUAAGUCCGUGUCAGGAUAAUGCACGAAGUGACAGUUCGUGCUUUCGUCGCGCGCGGGACGAGCCACUUCUCAUGCACGUGAGAAGAGAGGAACACGGCGGAGGAAUGCUGUGAUGUGAUAAUUACUUCGGCACAAUUCAGCGUUCUUCGUUUUCUUUCGAGCGGUCGAAAACUGCGACACGCUGCUCCAUCUCGAUGCCGACGGUCGAGCGAUCCCCGCGAAGCGCAAUCGAAUCUUGAAAGAGAGGAACGCGUGAGAACAUUGCUCAUCGCUCAUAGAAUCGCGCGGACAGUUCCUUGAUCAAAUAUGGAGGACAUAAAGGUGCCGAACUUAGGUCAGGCCGCUUCAGCCGCGUGCUCCAUGGCGUCUAAUUUUUUGGCACCGGUGAAGACUGAGCGCCAAAUCUACGAAAAUUCGAUGCUCGAGGACGAUCCCAAUGCCAACUCGGUAGUAUCGACCUCUCAAGAGGACAGGACUGUGCCUAGGUGGGGCCCAAAUCAUAAAGGUGCUCAGGAACUUGCGAAUCUCUAUAGCACUGGCAAGAGAACACAAGAGUGCAUCUGUGUGGGGAUUUGCAUCACCCUUAUAGCUGUAAACUCCAUCUUCGUGCUCAUCAGGUUACGGCUGGAAAAUUUGAGUUCUAUAGCAAUGGCAGCAUUGUGCGGCAUCAUUACUGCUGAUUUUGGCUCCGGCUUGGUUCAUUGGGCUGCCGACACUUGGGGCUCGGUUGAACUGCCAAUUCUCGGGAAGAAUUUCUUGAGACCGUUCCGCGAGCAUCAUAUAGAUCCGACUAGUAUAACGCGACACGAUUUCAUCGAGACCAAUGGCGAUAAUUUCAUGGUCACGAUACCGGUUCUAUCGAAACUCACGUGGGAUUUUCUAACAUUACCCGAAGCGGACAUGCAACAAAAGUUUCUUUGGACAUGCUAUUGGUUUCUACUUGCAAUCUUUGUGGCAAUGACUAAUCAGAUACACAAGUGGUCGCAUACGUACUUCGGACUGCCUGCCUGGGUGAUUUGGCUUCAAGAGCAUCGGAUCAUCUUGCCAAGAAAGCAUCAUCGAGUGCAUCAUGUCGCGCCUCACGAGACUUAUUUCUGCAUCACUACAGGAUGGUUAAAUUGGCCUUUAGAGAAGCUGCACUUCUGGUACAUCAUGGAAGUGAUCAUUGAGAGUAUCACCGGUUGCAAACCCAGGGCCGACGAUCUGAAAUGGGCGCAAAAACGCUCUUGA
Molecule: messenger RNA, 1729 nt
Organism: Harpegnathos saltator (Jerdon's jumping ant)
Lineage: Eukaryota; Metazoa; Arthropoda; Insecta; Hymenoptera; Formicidae
Gene: Kua
Product: Plasmanylethanolamine desaturase Kua
Exons: 5
Coding region: 806-1729 (307 amino acids)
Molecular function (GO): oxidoreductase activity
Source: RefSeq, a predicted model, not a curated record